Molecule: messenger RNA, 6408 nt
Organism: Trichechus manatus latirostris (Florida manatee)
Lineage: Eukaryota; Metazoa; Chordata; Mammalia; Sirenia; Trichechidae
Gene: ZNF202
Product: zinc finger protein 202
Exons: 7
Coding region: 3076-5022 (648 amino acids)
Biological process (GO): regulation of transcription by RNA polymerase II
Cellular component (GO): nucleus
Molecular function (GO): RNA polymerase II transcription regulatory region sequence-specific DNA binding; DNA-binding transcription factor activity, RNA polymerase II-specific
Source: RefSeq, a predicted model, not a curated record
AGAUGAGGCCAUGGCUCAUGUAGGCUAUUAGCCCUGUAGACUAGUUUCUUCUCUGAGGCUUUGGUUUCCUUCUUUCUCUUUUGCUCCUGAUGAGUGGAGACCAAUCAUUAUAUCUUAGAUAGCUCCUCACAAGCCUUUAAGACCCCAGACACUGCUCACAUUACUAGGAUGCAGAAGGUGAAAUUUGUGAACUGUAUUAUGCCAAUAGAUUGAGUUGUUCUAUGAGACUUAAGGGCUUAAGCCUAGAAAACCAAUCUCCCAAGGUUCCAAAUGAUGUUUUUUUGUUUUUGUUUGUUUGCUUUUUCCUUUAAUCAGUCACUUGCCCAGUACAUUGUUUACUGGACAAAUGAAUGGUUAAGGAUUAAUAAGACGUGGUCUCUGUUCUUCCAGAGGCAGACUUAAAAAAAAAAUUUAAUGUGUUAUAUGCAUGCAACAAAUAUAUAUUGAGUAACUGUUGUGUGACAAGCAUUGAACUGGGUGUUGCUUGUCCCUGCCUCCAAGAGGUUUAUCUUCUAUUGAGUUAAAUUAAACAGCAAGAUGAGCAAUCAGCUGUUACCACACACACGCAAAAUAGAUACAUAUGCAUGCUAUGAUGUGGGAAGGUACAAGUUCCUUUAGAAACAUAAUCUGGGAGAAGAUCAGGGAAGGCAUCCUGGGAAAACCAAAUCUGAGGGAUGAGUGGAGUUAACCAAGCGUAGGGGGUAGAAAAGGAUAUUGCAGGUGGAGUGAAAAGCCAGUGAGGGCUCAGAAAAGAGAGACACAACAGUACAUUAGGGCAGUGGCUUUCACCCUUUCUACUAUAGUAACAUACAUAUCUUACAUUGCAGCUUUUGAGACAUCUAUGUAGAUAUGUAACAAGCCAAAGUUUCAUUAGUUUAUUCUUACGUGCAGUACACUGAUAUUUUCCAUUCUGGUUUUCAUUUUGUUUUUUAAUGGUAUUUGUGACCCACUAAAUUGACUUCAUAGCCACUAAUGGAUUGUGGUCCACAGUUUAAGAAAAUGCAGCAAGAUCAGUGAAAAAGGUUAGAGUGUAAUGGAAUGGAAAGAGUCAUGGGAGAAUAGAGAGGUAGGUCUUGGAGUUUAUAAACUUUAUCCCAAGGACAGUGUGAACCCAUUUUGUUUUUUUAGAAAGUUCACCACUCAGACCUUCUGCAGUAUCGCAGUGGAGCUGGUGUAGGUGGGAGUUAUGCCCAUUGUUAAAUGCCUUUGUCCUCCUGUCUCUCUGGUAUGUGCACAGUUUCCAUUUUUCUCCCCCUCAGAAACUAAAGGUAAAUGUGUAGGUGCCAGAGGUGGAGAGAAAUAGAAGCUCGAGAGUAAGUAUAAGCUGACUCCACCAUGGCCCAGGGUUUCAAACCUAAAUAAGGCUUCGAAGGUUUGGGGUUAUAAGGCAUGCAUUCAACAGGGAGAUAUGUUCCAACAAGGAGAUAUGACUUGGGAAGCUGGGAGGGAAUAGGGGUGGGGCUGUGGAAUUGAGCCUCCUGCGAAAAGCCAGGAGCCUUGAAGAGCUUUCCCAUCCAUGCACAUUUGCCUACUGACCCAGGAAAAGUACCAGGAGGUAGGCUCUCCAUUGUGCUGGUUAAGGAAAAAGUGACUUGCAGGUAUAGGUCCAAAUACACUGUCAGUAUGAUUCAGGAACAUCCUGAGACCUUAGCAUAGAAAUUGAUCCAAGAACAUUGAAACCAUUAGUACUUAGGUAGAAGCAAAUGAAACUCCAUUCAGAGGGAUCACUUACAACCUAGGGCUCUCACUGAAGAUAAGCAUAAAAUAAAAAAUUACACCUGAGAAAGCAAACCAUCAUGAGGCAGAGAUAGGAGUUCAACAGGUAGAAAAAGUAACAAGUGAUGAUCUGGGCAUUAUGGAACUGUCUAAAAUAGACUACAAAGGUAUGUUGUAAAUGACUAAGAGGAGAACGGAAAAUGUAAAAUAAGCAUGAAUGAAAAGAGAUUGGAAAGAGAAUGAAAGACAAUAAAUUAGUACGGCCAUUGAAAUUAAACUCAUUUGACGGGCAACAGCAGAUUACAUUGGUGUGUUAAGAGUGAUUUCAUAACCUUGAGGAUGGAUCUUAGGCGAUUGUAGUACAGCACAAAAAAGGAAAUGAAGGAAUUCCCGGGCUGCAUGCGGAGAAAGGCCUGGAGGGGUAUGUGACCAGUCAUGAAACUUGAACCAAGUCAUUUGUUCAGCAUAUAGUAAGUGUCCGUUAUGUGCCAGUGCUGUUGAGGGGCUGAGGGAAUGGUGGUUUUGUUUUAAGUUCCUAUUAGUACCUUCUAGAAGGUCAUGAUGGCUCAACUAAGGGGAGUGGCAGUAGAGAUGAAGAGAUGGAUGAAUUCGAAAGAAGGUAGAAUUGACAAGACUUGAAUAAAAAAAGACUAGAGACAUAAUAGAGGAAAAGAUUGCUUUUUCUUGUUAAAGCAGGAAGUAAACUUGAAAGUGGAGGUAUAUUCAAUUCAACACAUUUAUUGUGCUCUUUAUUAUAGAUAUUGGAAAUUGAUGAACAGCACAGUCCCUGGCUUCAAGGACUUUCUCAGGAUGGAUAAAGAAUGGCUAUGUAAUGUGACAGGUGCUAUGAUAGAAAUGUGCCCAGGUUGCUAUGGAAGCACUUAGGCAAUUUCUAACUAUGUCUAAGAGUACAGGGCAGUGGGGUCAGUCAAAGAAACGUAAGCCAAGAAGCCUGAGCUGUCCUGAAGGAUAAGUAAACUUUAAAGAAGGCUGAAGAGUCAAAGGGAAGAGCAUGUUCAAAAGCUAAAGGGCACAGCACUUUUGUGUGCUUUGCAUGUGUACACUGUGUGUGGGCGUGGGGGAGGUGCUUGAAAGAGAAUAACAAGAUGAAGGCCAGCCUAUUGUAUAAUACUUAGAAGUUUGUAUUUCACUUAGAAGACAGGAGUGAUUGAAGGAUCUUAAACAGGGAAGGGCGUGACCAGAUUUGCCAAGCAGCCUCAUUCGGGUGGUACUGUGAACUUGAUGGUAACAGAAUCUGGAAGCAGGUCCCUUGAGAGAAUCUCCUGCAGGUGCCCAGCCAGAGACCAGGGGUGCUGACAGUGAACUCUAGAUGGUGUGAAAUCAGCUGAGAGCCAGAAAAUGGCUACAGCCUUAGAACCAGAGGACCAGGACGUUUGGGAAAAAGAGGGAAUUCUGAUGGUGAAAUUGGAAGAUGAUUUCACCUGUAGGCCAGAGUCCGUCUUACAGAGGGACGACCCUGUACUUGAGACCUCGCACCAGAACUUCCGACGAUUUCGCUACCAGGAAGCAGCAAGUCCUCGUGAAGCUCUCAUUCGACUCCGGGAACUUUGUCAUCAGUGGCUAAGGCCAGAGAGGCGGACAAAGGAGCAGAUCCUUGAGCUGCUUGUGCUGGAACAGUUCCUCACCGUCCUGCCUGGAGAACUGCAGAGCUGGGUGCGGGGACAGAGGCCAGAAAGUGGAGAGGAGGCAGUGACACUGGUGGAGGGUUUGCAGAAACAGCCCAGGAGACCAAGGCGGUGGGUGACCGUCCAUGUUCACGGCCAGGAGGUCCUGUCAGAGGAGUCAGUGCAUCUAGGAGCAGAGCCUGAGUCACCAAAUGAGCUGCAGGACCCUGUACAGACCUCGACCCCCAAGGAAUCCCAUGAGGAGACCACACAGAGUCCAGAUCUUGGGGUACCAGAAGAGCAGAGCCAAGGUCCUGAAGAGGAGUUCCAGCCCCUGCAGGAGAGCGAGGCUCCAGUGCUCCAGGACCCAGAUAUUCCUGAAGAGAGGAACACUGGAGACCCAGAGAUGGUGGCCCUUCUCACUGCUCUAUCACAGGGACUGGUAACUUUCAAGGAUGUGGCUGUAUGCUUCUCCCAUGACCAGUGGAGUGAUCUGGAUCCAACACAGAAAGAGUUCCAUGGAGAAUAUGUCUUGGAAGAAGACUGUGGAAUUGUGGUCUCUCUGUCAUUUCCAAUCCCCAGACUAGAUGAGAUCUCCCAGGUUAGAGAGGAAGAGUCUUGGGUCCCAGAUAUCCAAGAGCCUCAAGAGCCUCAAGAGACAGAAAUCCUGAGUUUUACCUACACAGGAGAUCAGAGUGAAGAUGAAGAAGAGUAUCUUGAGCAAGAAGAUCCAAGUUUGGAGGAUCUACAAAGGUCUAUUUUGGACGAUCCAGAAAUUCACGAGACGCCUGAUUGGGAAAUAGUCUUUGAAGAUAAUCCAGGUAGACUUAAUGAGAGGAGAUUUGGUACAAGUAUUUCUCAAAUUAAUAGUUUCACGAAUCUUCGAGAAACCAUGCCCCUUCACCCCCUUUUAGGGAGACAUCACGACUGUCCUGUAUGUGGGAAAAGUUUCACUUGUAACUCCCACCUUGUUAGACAUCUGAGAACUCACACAGGAGAGAAACCCUAUAAAUGUAUGGAAUGUGGGAAAAGUUACACACGGAGCUCACAUCUUGCCAGGCACCAAAAGAUUCACAAGAUGGGCACUUCUUAUAAAUUUCCCUUAAGCCGGAAGAAUGUGGAUGAGACCUCCCCACUGAUCCAGGCUGAGAGAACUCCACCUAUUGAGAAACCCUAUAGAUGUGAUGAUUGUGGAAAACACUUCCGCUGGACUUCAGACCUUGUCAGGCAUCAGAGGACACAUACAGGAGAAAAACCCUUCUUCUGUACCAUUUGUGGCAAAAGCUUCAGCCAGAAAUCUGUGCUAACAACACACCAAAGGAUCCACCUGGGAGGCAAACCCUAUUUGUGUGGAGAGUGUGGCAAAGACUUCCAUGACCACAGGCGGUAUCUGGCACACCGGAAAACGCAUGCAACUGAGGAGCUCUAUCUCUGUAGCGAGUGUGGACGGUGCUUCAACCACAGUGCAGCCUUUGCCAAGCACCUGAGAGGACAUGCAUCAGUGAGGCCCUGCCGAUGCAAUGAAUGUGGGAAAAGCUUCAGUCGGAGGGACCACCUCGUCAGGCACCAGAGAACACACACUGGCGAGAAACCAUUCAUGUGCCCUACCUGUGGAAAAAGCUUCAGCAGAGGAUAUCACUUAAUCAGGCAUCAAAGGACCCACUCAGAAAAGACCCCUUAGCUAGGCCCUGUGUGAGGUGAUGUACAGUCAUCUCUUACCUAAAGGUGGGCUAGAAGAAGCUCCCUUGUCAGCCUGGAAGACCUUUUCUAGGGAGUCUCUUCCCCUAUUAAAUAAAAACCCCAGGCAGAGCUUCUUCGACACCUUGAGGAUAUAUUUUGCCCAAAGUAUAGUCUGAGUGAGUUGAGGCUCCCCCUUCACUGGAGUGUGCCUGCCUCUGCCUUGUGGGUACAGAGUAGAAUUAGAAGACUUAAGAGGUUGUAGUUACUCUGUUUUCCAAAAAAUAGGCUGUUACAUACCCUAAAGACUACUUGACAACCUUGAGUUUCAAGUGGCCAAGGACAACCCCUUAGGUUUGGUAAGGGACCAGCCUUAAGGUGUUUGUCCUUCCUGGGCUCACAUGUUAAAUAAAGCACACUGCCCUGAACUCAAAACAGGAGACCUGGGUCGCGAUAACCUUGCUGCACAUUUAAAGGAUAACUCUGUACAAAUCUCUCCCUGUCUGAUUCAGUUGCUCACCAUGCACUUUCCUUUGAUGCUGGGGAAAAUGGGAGAGGUAUUUGAUGGGUGAAAGUCUCAAGGCUGCUGUUUAUGGACCUUUUUCAGGCUGUUCCCCAUUGUCAAAAUGGUGCUGGGCCAGACACUGCUAGAAAAGAGGACCUAGUCAGUGUCCUCUCUUUCUUUGUGGAUUUGUUUUAUUUUACCCCAUUAGACUACUCUUAUAUUUUUAGCCUCCCUAGUAUUCUACCAGUGUCUUGGUUUUGUCCCUGGCACUUCUACAAGUGAAAUGUAACAUUCAGACUCUGAGGGCCCCAGUAAAGUAAAAGUUAGAUCAUCAUGAAGUUAUUUACAUUCCCACAUACGCACAAACCCACUCGCCACCCCCACGCCCUGUCCACCCUUCACAUGGGUUUUGUGAGGGGAUUUUGGGAAAGUGUUAGCCUACAAAGGCACUAUGAUCAUGAUUGACUGGGUCACCUCAUUUACAUGAAAACUGGAGAAGAUACGAGAUCAAACUAUGAAAAAUUAAGAAAAAGCUGUUGCGGUUGGCCAGGGCCAUCAAGACUAUUCUGACACCCAGUCCCCACCAUCCCUGCCUCAGUUCUCUGAUAUCAGGAAACAUGAACCUCAGCACCUGGGACCUACAGAGUAUACCAGGAGUAAAUGGCUUACAUUUGUGGUGUUUGCUUUUUUUUAUGUGAUUUCAUUUCCAUGUAAGUAAGAACUAUAUAGUAUCUCAUGAUGGCCCAAGGAUGCCUGUUGUUUGUUAGAGGUUACCACAGGGGUGAGGCUGAAUUAUGAACCUCACCUGCUCUGACAGUCAGUGCAGCAAGGACUGGGGAGACUGUCUUCCAUAAAAGGAGCACAGGAUAUGGGAUUAAAGCAUGA